CGCCGACGUACUCGAUAGCACAGGACCCACAGCAGGAGUAUUGACAGUAAUAAUUUAAUCGCUUCGAAGACACCAAUUUCGGCAGAUCAACCGAAGCUACAUAGGACCUCCUACAGCAAGAGUCGUGAAAUAGUCGGCCUAUGACUUGAAUCAGUUCUGUGAGCAAAGUCAUUUGAUCUGGCCUACGAUGAUCCAUAUGGGACGAUACACCGAAUGAUUAAGCCCUCGAACGACCUUGCAUGAACGUCUACAACCGUACAGCCAGAUCGGCUACUCGCAAAGAAACCUCGAUGCAACAUGUCCAAGCAAUUCGUCCUGCCUAUCCGGGAGAGUUACACUAACUCAACGUCUAUUUCAGACAACGUAUCCCAAAUAGAUUCACCGAAUAAUGUUUCACCCGUGCACAGCAAGGAUUCCAUAAUGAACCAGUCGUCAUUUAUCCUGAAUGCUAAAGCGAUUAUUGGCUUUAGAACAUCCUCUCCUCGGCAAGCGCAAGAAGCUUCGCCACUCGUUUCGCCCGUAGGCUCAAGUAACCAAGGAACAGAGCUUCCACCCACACCACCUUCUCUAAACGCCCUCGAAAUGACCUCUGGAGAGGCGAGUCACGCACAGGCUGUUGAUACCUUCCGGGGUAGCCAUAUCAUGAACAAUCGGCCGUUGCAUAGUACUCCUAUCAACCAAAGAUCGCCUCCAACACCAGACCCAAGUCCUCCUCGAGGCUCCAGCUCUUUGCACACCAAUGUUCCUUGCCCCCCACUACGAUACCCUUCCUCCAGAGCAGAAUCAUUUCAGACGGCCCGAGAAGAGCCAUGGUCUACGAACAGCGAAGCAAGCGAAAGCCAGCACUCUUUGGCUAGAAGUCCAUCGCCUGAACGGUAUCAGAGUCCACCCAUUGGCUUUCAAGAGAUCCCGCAAAACGUCUCGAUGAAUUCUACAAGUGGUAAUAAUACACCUAUGCAAUCACUCGCUUCUACCAAGUCAACACAUGAAAUACAAGUACCAUCGAACUCACAUAGCCAAAGUAGUCUUUCUAUCCGUUCUAUACCGGAUAGAGAAUGGAAUACCGAAUUGAUGAGGAGCGUCACUGUCCGAAGGAGUGCACGACCAUGGACACCGGAACAAAGAAUGAUUGUGGGCUCUGCACAACCGACGCCGGCCUCAUCGACACCCUGGGAUACUAGCGCGCCCAGGAGAUUGGAGAGGACCGAAAAGGAUGGCGACCUAGAGCGACCUCGAAUUGAUACUUCAGGUAACGGAGAUAGCUCUUGUUCAGAAUACCCCAACGAAGUUGACCCUCUUUCGAAACAAAAUCUCCACGAUGGAGAACGGAAGCGAAUUUCUACAGCUUCGUCGGUAUCUACUGUCGUAGAGGCUAUGGUUGUCGUCACAUCGCCUCGUAAGCUUCAAUCUUUGCGCCAUGCAGGCAAAAACUUGGCUCUUCGGGGAUGUAACGAUGUACCUUCAUUGAGCCCACGAGCCGCUCGGUCCCACUUACCGUCUUCCACUUCGGAGGAUAUUCCUCUGCACCGUCUUAUCCACAAAAGAUCACGAAUACCUGAUAGAAACAAUCGCAAUAGCUCAGAAUCAGAAGCGUCAAUUCAGUCAGGGCCUACGACGAGGAUCGUUACCCAACCUCCUACGCUAAAUGCAGAUCGACCGCAAGGAAUACGCACUGAAAAGGCAAGAGCACGUACUGUAUCGACGCCAAUGAAAACUCUGUAUCCUAGUCCCAAGGCUACCGACAAAAAUAUUCAGGGAUAUUUUGAUAUUCCUCAUCGAAACAUUGAAGCACAAGCCAGUACGCCGGGCACAGCUUCACCUCUCUUUCGAUACAUCUCACCUUAUUCACAAUCCACACCACAUUCGCAACAUAGCUCGCCACGCCUGCAACAUAAGAUGAGGAACAUAUCUCUACCAACUUAUCAUAGAUCUCCCGAUGGUCUCACUUGGCCAAAGAACGAUUCGAGCCCUUCAGCCUCUAAUCGAUCUCAAAACGCGCACGAGGACGCCAUAGAAAGAGCGCAGUCAGCGGCUCAUGCUAUCUCCCAACACGUUCGAUCGGCUAGUUCGCCAGCGACCAAUGGUGCAAAGCUACCGAUUUCGCCGCCGAGGGGGAGUCAGAGCUUUCUGGAUUCUCCAGCACCCUCAGAAAGGCGAUCUCCUCCCCACUCCGAGCACACAUUCUUGCAUUCUCCAGCACUAUCAGAGAAAAUAUCAGAUCAUGAGAUGAGUGCCAGUACCAGAAUAAUGUCUCCAAGUUCGCCCAAACGCAUGAAGAGGGUCAGCGUAGCACCAGCAGAGGAUCUAACACGUCCGAGCUUGGAUGUUCCUAAUUCGCGCGUGGACGACAAUAAACGGACGAGUAUGGCAUCAUCUGCUCGUACAGACGAACAUGCUCUUGCUCGUCACCUCUACGCUCAAAACACUCCAUUCUCAUUCUCUCAAUUCUCGACUACACCCGACGCACUCGAAGUUAGCGAGGCAACUGCUAUUAGUAUCUUCCCUCACAAUAAUGAUUCGCUUCUCGUCGUUCAGCAAGUCGCUAGAUCAAGCACCGUUACUGGCCAGAUCACUUCGCCCGAACCUCAAGAUACGCUGCGCGCAACUCCGCUCGUUCAGCCAGCUUUGACUGUGGAGCCUUGUACUCCGCCUUUAGCUUCGUCAGAGAAUGCUCUGGUCGAUUCACCACUAAGGAACCCUCGUAAACCGCCGAGUCCUCCGGUCAUACAGUUCAUACCACCAACGCCUGCGGAGGAGCUAGAACGAGAACUCGUAAUCGAGCCGAAGCGACGAGUCAGUCUCAAGGAAAAGGCGCGGCGGUACUCUGAUAAUUACAUUGCUCCAAUAUUCGCGCGUUCGCCGUCAAAGGCUCGUCGAACAAGUAGCAACCCACCGCACACGCGAAUUCCGAACAUUACAGAACAAGACGGGAAUCUUCACCCAUUCUGGAAACCGCGCGGCUUUUGGGACGGCUUCGAGGACACCACGGAUAGCGAAGAUUCUUUCGAAGAAGAUGACGUUCUCCCCCGGGGUGGGGACACUAGCGAAGUAACAGAUUGCGAGAAGAAGCUGCCUCUGGGAAGGCGCCUAACGAACGGUUUGAGAGGAAGUGGCGGAUUUCUCAAAGGAAACUCCCUUGGAAUUGAAAGACAUGGAACGAAUAAGCGCCGCCACCACAUAUCUGGGCCUACCAAUCUUAGUGGCCACCGUCGAGAGGUUGGUAAUUCUCCCGUCAGAUCAACCCAUCCUGCACUCAAUCCUCUGGGACGGAUUGAAAAGAGAAUCUUACAUACUCAUUCGAACCGUAGCAUGUCAAAUGCCUCACAAAGGAUGACUCGCUGGCGAAAGGUUCACAAAAUUCCAGGUCUGGGUAUCCACAUUCAGUAUGUUGGUUUCAAUGGCAUGAAGGAGAGGAUCAGAGAGAAGAAAGCAGAGAAGAGAAGGGAGGCAAUCCGGCAAAGCAUAGGCCCGCGACUUUAUGUGGAGGGUUCAGGAGUUGUGUGAAGGGUGGGACGGCGCAAUUGGUUGGUUGGCAUCGCGGGAAAAGUAAUUACGGCAACGGUGUCGACGACAAUGUAUCUACGACGGAAUUGUUAGCAAGGUGUUUAGGUUACGUCAGCAACUGGCUAGAAGUGGACGAUUUGAUGCAUUGAUGUAUAACGACAUUACGAUUG
This is a messenger RNA of Pseudovirgaria hyperparasitica, 3674 nucleotides long. RefSeq lists its product as uncharacterized. The transcript has a single exon. The record is from RefSeq and is a predicted model, not a curated record. Lineage: Eukaryota; Fungi; Ascomycota; Dothideomycetes; Acrospermales; Acrospermaceae. Bases 298 to 3504 code for a protein of 1068 amino acids.